CGUCCAUGGAGCUUCUCCGCUCUUCCCCGGUCGCCCGUUGCGCCCUAGUGGUGGCCCUUUGCGCCUUGCUGGCAGGGCUGGCUUCCCUGGGCAUAGUUUUGGCUGAGCUGGCUCCGGCGCAGCAGCAGCAGCAGCAGCCUUUGACAGUGAUGGCACCCCUUCAGCAGCAGAAUUAUGCACAGCUGGUCCUAAAACUGCAUGGAGACUCAUCCAUAGUACCGAGGAGGACGCUGGACUGGUACACCAAUUCAGUUAAAGGAGCCUUUCUUGGCAUGGCAUUUGCAUACAACAACAGCUCUAAGGCACUUGUGGUUAAGAUGGCUGGUCUUUACUGUAUCUACGUCCAGAUGAAUCUUACCCAUCGGCUUGACAAAGGAAAUACAUUAAAUGCAAAUCUCACCAUCUAUCAUCAGACAGCCAGCAGUUCUGAUUCCUCUCGUAUGCUGCUAAAUCUGCCCUUACAUCGGGUUUACAGUUCAAGCAAAACGCUUCAUAACUUCAAAGCUGUACUUCAUCGACUAGCAGAGAAUGACACGCUCCAUGUAACAAUACGUGCAGACUCAAAACAAGAAGGGUCUCUUGUGCCACGUGGUAGCUUUUUCGGUCUUUUCCAAAUACAUGAAACCUAGGAGCCCCCAAAGUGA
This is a messenger RNA of Anolis sagrei ordinatus, 644 nucleotides long. RefSeq lists its product as uncharacterized. Gene Ontology annotation, cellular component: plasma membrane. Gene Ontology annotation, biological process: positive regulation of activated T cell proliferation; immune response; positive regulation of cytotoxic T cell differentiation. Lineage: Eukaryota; Metazoa; Chordata; Lepidosauria; Squamata; Anolidae. Gene Ontology annotation, molecular function: tumor necrosis factor receptor binding. The record is from RefSeq and is a predicted model, not a curated record.